ACUACACGACAGAGUAUCGACGGUUAUCAACAGCCGACAUGAACAGUAAGUACCUGAAUAACCGAACAUGUCCAAUAGGACUUGAUUAGUUGCGCCAUUGGCGUAUGGCUGUGCGGUCCAGCAUUGGAGCCUUGUUGCGGGCCUCAUUGCAGCCUACGCGCUUCUGCCUGAUUUCUACUUGCACAGAUGUAAGAUCAUUCGCUCAGCCUGAUCGGUAUCAACGAUAUAUAGCUGCACCAUGGCCAGGUUGAGAUGACACCAUCGGCCUCCAGCUAUUGUAAUUAUACAUAAACAUUAAGUCCAGUGCAAGCUCUUGACAAGCUUGAGAACACCGUCAAACACUAAAUCCCAACAUGGCCAAGGUUCCAGCACCAACACGAGUCCUUCGCUCUCAAACCAAGACCCUUGCACCCACACAACACAUACCAACAAUCACAUCAAGCACCAGCCGCAGAACGCAUAAGAUAACGAAACGACGGCCCCGUCUGGACCCCUGGUAUCCCAAGCGCAAGACCAACAAGAACCCCAAACCUCGUCCUCCACCUGCUUCACACUUCACAUGCCGGAUAUGUAUCUCGCAUCUCCCCAGAGCAGACUUUAUCCGAUGGGCGCCCAAAAAGAGGUUUUACGAACUAGAAUUAGACGCGCCGCGGCCCUGCAUCCCACAUCUCGCGCGGAACCCGUCGCGCCCCCGCAUCGACCCGGUGUGCAAGACGUGCGUGGGCGCGUUCAUGGCUGCGCGUCUGGAUACGCACGGCGCGCGGCGCGUGAGUGUAGGCUGCAUCGAGCCCGGGUGCGAGACGCCUUGGCCGUGGGAGCUGGUGAUGGCAUACUUUCCGGCAGAGAAGCUGGAAGAAUACAAUCUAGCUACGUUUGAGCACUGGCGUACCGACACGAGUCUGUUUACGUGUGUGUCGCCCAGUUGUGACUUCACAGGGCUUUUGGAUCUGUCGGCGCCGGGGUAUCCGCACGUGGAGUGCAAUGCGUGUGCGUUCCGCGCCUGCGCGUCGUGCUGUGUGCCCUGGCAUGUGGACCAGACUUGUGCGGAAGUCAGCGCUGCUGCUGUCACUGCGCAGAUGAGCGACCCGGAGAAGGAAACGCUGCAGCUUAUGCAGUCUAGAGACGGUAAGCGUUGUCCGAAUUGCCAGCUUGUGAUUGAGAAGGAUGGCGGCUGUCCUUGUAUGUUUUGUCCUGGCUGCAAGAAGAGCUUCAAUUGGAGCACGGCGGCGAGUGCGGUGCCGGGCAGGACGAAAGCUUUGCCAGUAGUGGUCGGGCAGGAAUUCUGGCAGAUCCCUGCUUCUAUGGUGUGUGAGGCCGACGGUGGGAAGAAAUCGACGGAGCCAGAAACUUAUGAUGCAUGGCAGCUCAAUGACGCGACUUUCUUUCUUUUGCCUGACGAGGAUCACGCAGAUCUAUAAGUGCACAAUAUGGACUACAGUCGAUCAGAAUCUCAGCGAGUUUAACGUCCGAAUUACUAGUUUUGGCCCAGGUGAAUUACAUGGUUUUGUAAUAGAUGAGCAACCUUGCCUCUACUAUAAGUAUGCAAAUAGCGAGAGCUUAGGACCUGAAAUAUAUUUG
Messenger RNA from Boeremia exigua, 1578 nucleotides. RefSeq lists its product as uncharacterized. Gene Ontology annotation, cellular component: ubiquitin ligase complex; cytoplasm. The record is from RefSeq and is a predicted model, not a curated record. Bases 354 to 1418 code for a protein of 354 amino acids. Gene Ontology annotation, biological process: positive regulation of proteasomal ubiquitin-dependent protein catabolic process; protein polyubiquitination; ubiquitin-dependent protein catabolic process. Gene Ontology annotation, molecular function: zinc ion binding; ubiquitin conjugating enzyme binding; ubiquitin protein ligase activity. Lineage: Eukaryota; Fungi; Ascomycota; Dothideomycetes; Pleosporales; Didymellaceae. The transcript has a single exon.